GAGAGAGUAGAGAAAAAGCAGCCGUUGGAGCACACAAAGCUGUUGAAACUAUAGCCGAGCCCCUUCAAUUAAGAGAGAGAGAAAGAUAGCAGUCCUUGGAGCAUACAACGCUGCUGAAACAUGGCCGAAGAGAGCAUCACUAGCCAAACAGCACAAAUAAAUUCCAAUCUUGAAGUUCCUUCCGGCGAAGUCCAGCCCGGUCGCAUACCUAUGAAUCUAAAAUUGCUCAAAUCAGCAAGAUCAGGAGAUAGAAGAAUUCUGGAUGAGUUACUACGACCAGGAGAUACUCGCCUCCUCCUUGGAGUUACAUUGGAGGGAAACACGGCCCUCCAUAUAGCUGCUAGCCGAGGACAUCACGAGAUUGUCGAGAUUUGUCGUAGAGAGAUCUCUAUUUUUGUAGCACCAAACACGAGGCUGGACACUCCAUUGCAUUGCGCUGCAAGGGCUGGGUAUGCCUCGGUGGUCACCUCCAUCAUCGAGUUUGCAAAGCAGAAAGGGAUCAAAGAAAGAGUGCUGAGGGCGAGGAACAAAGACGAGGCAAAUGCUUUGCAUGUUGCUGCCAAAUAUAACCAUGUGGGCGUGGCCAAUGUUAUGAUGAAUGAGGAUGUCGGACUGGCAUCCAUGUUGAACGAAGCUGGUAUGUCUCCGCUCUAUCUGGCUAUCGCGACAGGAUCCCUCGAUAUAGCCAAAGCCUUGCUACAGUCUUUUUCUAUGAAGAAUGAUUCUCCAGCAUAUUAUGCUGGCCCUAACAAGAACACGGCGUUGCAUGCAGCAGUCCUCCUAAGUUCAGAAAUUACACAAGAAUUAUUGGAUCGGAAGCCGGAGCUCACCAAAGGUGUCGGUUUCUUGGGGAGAAUUCCUCUUCAUUAUGCAGCUUUAUAUGGUCAUCAUGAUACGGUGAAGCUAUUAUUAAAGCGCGAUCCCUCUACAGCCUACCAACCAGAUGCCAAUGGCUCAUUUCCCAUACACAUGGCAGCCAGUAUGGGAAACGUUCAUAUACUUCAACAGAUUUUAAAACAGUGCCCGGCUACAGAUGAAUUAUUAGACAAAAAGGGAAAGAAUUUUCUUCAUGUCGCUUUCAAACGGCGAAGGUUAGAUGCGGUCAAGAAAAUUAUCUCCAGGAGACAGGAUCUCAGGAAGCUGUUAAAUGACCAGGAUAGCAAGGGAAAUACGCCGUUACACACGGCUGUUAAAAUGAGUGACAAAGCGAGCGUGUAUUUUCUUCUACGGGACAAAACCGUAUGCGUCAACGUUAUCAACCACGACGGCUUCACCCCUCUCGACUUGGCUUACCAAUUGUCGGAUAGAGGCAUGCAAUUCCUGAUGAAUGCAAAAUGCUGCAUUGCCAACUGCUUGGCUUUAACAAAGGCUCUGUCCGGUCCACAAGAAAUAUUUCAUGAUUUAGAAAGCGGCAAAUUAUCCAGUGAUGAGACCAAAGAGAAACUGUCCGGCGAUGAUAUGUUCAAAAAAGAAUCAUCCAACGUCGAGGACAAGGAAAUCAGGAAACAGGUGGAUUUAGCCAAAAAUGAUAAGUUCAAAAAAGAAUCAUCCAACGUCGAGGACAAGGAAAUCAGUAAACAGGUGGAUUUAGCCAAAAAUUUCGGGAUUGCUACGGUGUUGAUUGCUACGGUCACAUUUGCUGCUGGUUUCACGGUCCCCGGGGGGUACAUAGCUGAUGAUCAUCCAGGCCAUGGCACAGCAGUUCUAGCAAAAGAGUAUGCCUUCAAGGUAUUCCUAGUCUCAGAUGCCUCCGCGUUGGUCUGCUCCAUCGUAGCCACAUUCUGGCUCAUGCAUGCAGGAACGUCGACAGUUGAUACACCUACUCGCAUACGAGCUUUUUUGUGGGCUUUAAAUUUUCUAUGGGUGGGAUUGCAGGGCAUGUGCACUGCAUUCGCGAUGGGUAUAUAUGUAGUGUUGCCUCCCAGCUGCAAGCGUAUCAGCAUUCUUUUAUGCAUCAUUGCUCUCGGAGCCCCUCUUUUAGCUCGUAUGGUGGCAAAUUAUAAGCUCUGUGUUUUGCUGAUAACAGUAAGAAUCAGGCAAGGGUACAGACAAUGUAAUUCCCCAACAUUACGCCCCUAUGAUAAGAAACGUCUUGGUGGUCUUGUGCUGGGCGGUAGACGUCUCAUUUUUGAUCUGCUUCGGACAUUGGGCGUUUAUGCUAUGUUUUUCCUGUUAGCGAUGCUCUAGGUGUGUAAAAAUCGAAGCGGCAGUUGUCAGCCUGCAUGGCUGACAUUGGGAGUAAUAUUUUAAUUAUUUUUUAUUUUUCACAUGU
This is a messenger RNA of Phoenix dactylifera (date palm), 2272 nucleotides long. NCBI's taxonomy places the organism in Eukaryota, Viridiplantae, Streptophyta, Magnoliopsida, Arecales, Arecaceae. The record is from RefSeq and is a predicted model, not a curated record.